Molecule: messenger RNA, 1710 nt
Organism: Funneliformis mosseae
Lineage: Eukaryota; Fungi; Glomeromycota; Glomeromycetes; Glomerales; Glomeraceae
Source: the annotation of a GenBank genome assembly
AUGACUUACCAAGUUUCAGAAGAAGGUAUUAAGAUAAAUAUAUCGGAUGAAAUCUCUGUAUCUCCAGACAAGACAACACCUACUCCUGAUGACAAUGGAGUUAUAAUGUAUUAUGAAUUACUUGAUCUUAAAGAUGAUAAGAAUAUUUUCUGGCGCGAGAAACUUGGUGAGGGUAUAAACAAUUAUCUUAAAGACGUGACAAUUCCAAAAGGUCGUCAUAGAUUUCGAUCUUCCAAUGAGUUUUUACCACAUCUGAUAUGGCUUGUGUCAGAUAAAUCUGGGCAGUGUCGUUGCAAAUAUUGUGUUAAAGCAAACGCUACUACUGAUACUUCUAAUGUAAAACGAAAAGUAUACGCUCCCUCCACACGUAAAACGAAGAGGCAAAGGAAUGUUGAUACAACCGACGAAGCACCAAAAUCAAAAAGAAUAACUCGAUCCAAUAGUGCGAAAAAAGGUAACCGGAAGAAAUUUGUUGAAAUAGCUCCGACUAAAAAGAGAAAGUCAGAAUUAGACUAUGAUAUUCCUCCACCUGUACCCAAAUAUGCUGUGUUUCGAGAAGGAGAAGCUGUUUGGCUUGCUAUUGACAAGGUUCUAAAUGAUAAAACCUUGGCAGAUUGUAACAAAAUUCUUUCCGUUCAUUCACAACUUGAAUAUUGGCCUGCAAUUGUUGGUUUAAUUACACCACCAGAUGAUAACGAAUCCCUUGAAAAAGUUAGUUAUACAGUAAAACCUUUGAUUCUUCAUGAGAAUAAACAUGUUACCGUUGAGUCACUUCGUCCUUGGCUAUUUUAUAGUCCCGAAAAAUCACCAAGUGGUAAAAGAUUCACUAGGUCUUUGUUGAAUAUCAAUUUAGAUAAAGCAACUUCAGAACAAAUAAUUGAAAUUUACCUUAAAGCGGUCCAGAAAGCAAGUGAAUUAGUAAAAAUUUUUGCACCUAUUUAUCAAUACGACUAUCAUAAAGUGAAUAAAACCAAGAAGACUAAAGAGAAGCGUGAAGGAAACUAUUUUAAAGCUAUGUAUUUUGGUGCGGAAUUUAUCUAUGAAGGUGACUUGGUUAGAUUAAUGCCUUCCCACAAUGAAGAUCAAGAUGAAGAAAUAUCGUAUUUACAAAUUACAAGCAUAUUUGAAGAUUCAAAGCAAGGAUUUCAAGUUACUGGAGAUUUAUAUGAAAGAAACAAAUCAUUGGAAAAGGAUAAAUGCGAAUUGAUUCCAAAGAAUAAUAUGGAUGAAGAAUUUACACUUAAUGUGUGGGAUAUUGCCGGUCGAUUUUAUCCAAUGUAUCCUGACAUCACCGAAUCUUUUACUUGUGAACUUAUCAAGACUGCUGAAUACAGGAUGUCAAUUUUGGGUGAAGAUGAUCCGCUUAACAUCAAACAGACAGCUAAUGAGACGGAUGAAAUUGUUGCACCAUCGAAUGGAACGUCUAAAAGAGCGAUGAAAGAACAUCUAUCUGUUACGAUCGAAGAAAAAACGAAUACAAAAGUCGAAAUAAGGAUUGGAAACGAAAAAGAGAUUACAAUUAAACAGACAAAUGAAACACAAGAAGCAAUAUCUAUUGAUAAAGGUGGGUCCCCCGUUAAAUUUUCAGAUAUUGAAAGGAGGUAUGCCAAAAAAUCCGAUGAUAUUGAUUUUCCGCCGUUGGUUGUCUCACCGGAUACUCCUACAUUUGAAACUGAUGAAGAUAUACCUGAUGGAACAAAGCCAAUGUAA